This is a messenger RNA of Daktulosphaira vitifoliae (grape phylloxera), 1872 nucleotides long. RefSeq names its product protein maelstrom homolog. Gene Ontology annotation, biological process: spermatogenesis; negative regulation of DNA-templated transcription; regulation of miRNA-mediated gene silencing. The record is from RefSeq and is a predicted model, not a curated record. Lineage: Eukaryota; Metazoa; Arthropoda; Insecta; Hemiptera; Phylloxeridae. Gene Ontology annotation, molecular function: sequence-specific DNA binding. Gene Ontology annotation, cellular component: nucleus; P granule. The transcript has 3 exons. The coding region runs from base 150 to 1619 and encodes 489 amino acids.
CUUCAUAUUACUACAAAGAAAAUUAUUUAAUAUUUCACGAGUCAAAACUAUGUACGUAUGUUAAAAUGUUAUGCAUAAUAUUUUAGUGUAAUAUUAAGUUCCUUUGCUAUAUUUCACUUUCAUUUGAUUUCUUUAUUUGAUAAACUCAAAUGGCUCCUAAAAAGAAAGUUAUUAAUGCUUAUUCAAUUUUUAUGACUGAAACUCAAAAAAAAUUAGCUGCUCAAGGAAUUCCUAUGUCCAUGGCAGGACUAGCAACAUAUUGCAAAAGUGAUUGGGAAAAAAUGCCAGAACAAAUAAAAGCAAAAUAUAAAGCUAGAGCUAAAGAAAUAAAACAUUCUUAUAAAGCAGAAAAAAUGACUUCUACUGGUGAAAAAGUUAAUGAUGUUAUUAGUCGUGAUCGAGAAAAUAAUGCUCAAUUUAAUGCUAUGUACUCAUAUAUAGAGGAAUUAGUUAAACUACAUCUUGAUUAUUUAUCUAAACAAACAUUUAUUUUUAUACAUGUUAAUUCCUACUCUUGUGAAAAGGAAAAUUUUUAUUUUCCUGCAGAAAUAGCUAUGGUUGAAUUUUCACUAGAGCGAGGAUUAAUUCGUAGAUUUCAUCAAUUAAUUGGAUUUGAUAAAAUAAGGACCAAAGCUCCUCCAGCACCUUCGGCAGACAUAAAUAUGCAUGCCAAAGCUAACCAUAAAAUUGAUACAUUUACUAGAUUACCAAAUAAUUAUACUGACGUCUUAUUAAAAAUAAUUGGUUUCAUAAUAAAUAAGGAAGUUGAUGAAUCAGUCUUAAAUGAUCCAACAUUAGAUAUGCCACCUAUAUUUACCGCACAUAAUAGGAAUGAAGUAUCUUCAUUGUCAACAACUAAUCUUAGUUUAUUUCAAUUGUACAACAGUGCUGUAGAAUAUGCUGGUAGAGAUGAUUUUGAUAAACUUUUAAAAGUUUAUCAUUUAGAUAAAUUACUAAAAGAAUUAAAAAACACAUGUUAUGGUAGUAAAAAUCCUAACUCAAAUAUAGAAGCUAUUCCUUCAGUUGCAAUGGCAAGUGAAUUUUUAAAUAAAGAUAUGUCAAAUACAAUAAAGUCAAUUGGAUGUAAUUUUCAUGAAAAACAUGAAUCUGCUCAUGUAUGUAGUAAUUAUUAUGUUUGCAAGUGGAUAUACAUUUUUUCUACGCAUUGCUGCAGUUAUUUUGGUAUUAAAUUGAUUUCGGGAUGUCAUUUUGAUUUUGAUUUAUUGAAAAGUGAUAGUUCUCUUGAAGAGGAAAUUGAUAAGCUAAAUAUUACCCAUGAUGACUAUUUUAGUAGUUAUAAGCCUGAAAAAUAUCCCCAAGAAUUUACUGCUAGUAUGUUUCCAACUUUAGGUGGUGUAUCACCAAAAGUUUUUAUUGAAUCCAAAUGGAAUAAACCAGAAUCAAAGUCAGAUGCAACUUGUGUAAAUAUAACAAAUGAGAUUAGUUCAUUUCCUCCAUUGGGAGGAAAUGUUCAACAUCCUAGCUCUGCUCCUAAUAGUUGGCGUACAAAUGCUUAUAGAGGAAGAGGAAUAAAUCCAGUUCAAAGUAAUAUUAAUGCAGGUCAAAACAAAAAUAAUAUUUUUAAAUCUAAAGGACGAGGUGUACAACCAAAUCAUUAAAUUGUAUCUAAUUUUAAAUGACAUUUAAUUACUAUUACAUUCUAAGUUAUAUGAAAAUGGAAUCAUAUAUUUUUUUUAUAUUAUUGUUCACUGAGGUAUGUGAACAAAUCUUAUUUUUGAUGACAAAAAUUAUUAAGUUAAAAUGCAAUAUUGAGUAACAAUAAAAAUUUUUGUUUUUUUUUGCUUUGACUUUUUUAUAAGUUAUUCAUUUAUGUUUAAACUAAAAUUGAUUAAAAUUGGUGUUACAAUACUA